GCGGGAAGUUGAGAUGCGUCCUUCACGGUACGUGUUGAUGCUUCGCUGCUCCCGAUGAAGACCUCCGUCUGAGUGUGGACAUGCCACGUCGUUUGUCUAGGGCUCUGUCGGCAUCUGUGAUCAUAUGUUCCUCGCCCCAUCUCAGCUGCAAGCUGCUGCAUAUCAUGAUGCGCUCACCUUGUCACUUCUAUGACGCGGUAAUCCACGCGCAUGACCGCGUCGGGCAAUCAAUUAAUCAUGAGUCAAGUCAUGGGUGCUUUCGACCCUAUCGUACAUGUAGAAUUUCGAGAACAUGCCUCACUACUUACAAUUGAAUCCAGGCGAUUGCACGUCAUACAGCCGGGCGCAAUCGACCCUAUACAAUUCAUGAUGUUCAUGUAUGUACAGAAUAUGAAACAGUGCGUCAGCUAC
Molecule: messenger RNA, 411 nt
Organism: Rhodofomes roseus
Lineage: Eukaryota; Fungi; Basidiomycota; Agaricomycetes; Polyporales; Fomitopsidaceae
Exons: 1
Coding region: 81-314 (77 amino acids)
Source: RefSeq, a predicted model, not a curated record